Mycotypha africana is the source of this 1074-nucleotide messenger RNA. RefSeq lists its product as uncharacterized. The transcript is spliced from 4 exons. Bases 1 to 1074 code for a protein of 357 amino acids. The record is from RefSeq and is a predicted model, not a curated record. Lineage: Eukaryota; Fungi; Mucoromycota; Mucoromycetes; Mucorales; Mycotyphaceae. Gene Ontology annotation, molecular function: zinc ion binding; DNA-binding transcription factor activity, RNA polymerase II-specific; RNA polymerase II cis-regulatory region sequence-specific DNA binding. Gene Ontology annotation, biological process: negative regulation of transcription by RNA polymerase II; positive regulation of transcription by RNA polymerase II.
AUGAAUCUUACUCCACCUACACAGCAACAGCAAUUUUUCUCCUCUUCCGUUGAAGACACCAACAAUCUCUUUACGGAUAUCUUCAAGGAUGCUUCAAUUGACCAGAUAUUGAAUUCUGUCUAUCAUUCACCCAUUUCCUCUCCAGGUUCGUCUGCUUCGGAAACGUUGGAUAGCCCUCCUCCCUCUGCUUUACUUCAGGAUCAAUUCUUAGGGGAUCUUUUGUUGAGUGCUUCUCCUACACUUACGAACACCAUGCCUGGUAUGGAUGUUAUCUGUCAAUUCGAUGCUUUGGAUCAAUUCAUCAACACAAAGACAGAACAGCCACAAAUGCAUCCACAAAGUUCGAAGCCCCGUACCACCACAGUCACUACCACCACCACCACCAACACCACCACCACGAGUAAUAAUAAUAAGAAGAACUAUCAGGGUCAAUGCACUAUGGCUAUCAAGAUUAACACGCACAAGUCUGCGCGUCCUGCACGUAAAUUAGAAUGCUUUAACUGCAAGGUGACCAAGACACCCCUUUGGCGUAGAACACCUGAUCGUAAGCAUUCACUUUGUAACGCAUGUGGUCUUUACUAUAAGCAAUACAAUUGCCAUCGUCCUCUUCAUAUCAGAAACAAAACUCAUACGAUCAGGAACGCCUCUCAUCCUUAUGCUUGCGAACGUGUUCUCCCUAUUACUAUUCAUCAGCAGCCAGCAAGUGGUAACAGUAACAGUAGCAGUAGCAGCAGCAGCAGUAGUAGUAAUCAGGAAUGUGCAAACUGUCACCAAACACAAACCCCUCUUUGGCGUAAAAAUGAGCGUGGAGAACCUGUCUGUAAUGCGUGCGGUCUGUAUGCCAAACUUCAUCAUCGUGAUCGACCAGCUGAAAUGCGCAAAACGACCAUUCAAAGACGCCGUCGUGAUUGGAAUACGGAAGAAGAUACUCGAUUUGUCUCUUUGUUACUUCAAAUGAAUCGUGAUCAAAUGCAAGGUUUUCUCGGCAUGCUUGAACGCCGAUGUGAUUUCCUUAAAACCAUUCUUAAUGCCCCUGUCCCUACAAGCACUCAUACUACUCGUUCUCAUGAAUAA